Molecule: messenger RNA, 1447 nt
Organism: Zophobas morio
Lineage: Eukaryota; Metazoa; Arthropoda; Insecta; Coleoptera; Tenebrionidae
Product: embryonic polarity protein dorsal-like
Exons: 4
Coding region: 236-1378 (380 amino acids)
Biological process (GO): cellular response to stress; positive regulation of transcription by RNA polymerase II; response to cytokine
Cellular component (GO): cytoplasm
Molecular function (GO): RNA polymerase II cis-regulatory region sequence-specific DNA binding; DNA-binding transcription factor activity, RNA polymerase II-specific
Source: RefSeq, a predicted model, not a curated record
UACAAGUUUUAUGGAAGCCAGAAACUGACACACCAAUAUAAAUAUAAAUGGGUAAAUCCACAGCCUAUAGUGUGUUACCACACUCGUUUGCAACUUGCACAUCACAGAUUGUCUUAGUUGACCCAACACACGCGUGCACAAUUUUAAACACUCUCUUCACAAACUUUUUUCUUUUACUACCGUGUUAUAACGAAAUAAAAAAAUAUUCAAAACUCUUAAAAUCUUCCUUGCAAGAAUGUCGCUUCCAGAAAUCCCCCACACUAUUUUCACUCCCAUCACGCCCCAACACCGUCCCUACAUCACAAUCGUCGAACAACCCUUCAGGUACCACCGGUUCCGUUAUACCCAAGAAGGAAGACCCAUCCCGAUCCCGGGCGCUUCAAGCACUCCAGAAAAUAAAACUUCCGUUGCCAUCCAGGUUCACGGUUAUGAGGGGCGACUAAGGGUAAUUGUGUCUUGUGUUACAAGAGACCCACCUUAUAGACAACAUCCGUACCAACUGGUAGGUCGCAAGUGCCAAUUUGGAGUUUGUUAUUUCGAAGAAGAAGUUACGGCCGCUAGCUCUACUAUAACUUUACCGAAAAUGGCGGUACGGUGUCUGAAGAGAGCUGAGCUAAAGGAGUCCUUGAGAGUUAGAGAGGAGAAGAAUGUCGACCCUUUUCAAAGGGGCUUUCAACACAAUGAGGAUGUUAAAUCUUUGGAUUUGACUGUAGUGAGGUUGUGUGUCCAGGUUGUCUUGCUUGGUGAAAAUGGCAACACAAGGAUUGGUAUUAGUCCUAUUGUCAGUGACCCUGUUUAUAACAAGAGGUUGUUUUUUUAUCCGUUUAUUCAUAAGUUGUCGCAUUGCAGUAGUUACGUUGACGGUAAAAAUCACAACUCUGAACAAAUCAUUCUUCUGGGUUGUAAAGUGGUACACGGUGAUAUAAGGAUUCGAUUUUUUGAAACGAUGAAUGACCAGGUUGUGUGGGAAGAUUUUGGUUCUUUUCAAUCCGACGAUAUCUACAACAAGACAGCGAUUUGUUUUAAGCCACCGAAGUACCAUAAUCAAGACAUCGUGGAGCCUGUUACAGUAUGGGUUCAGUUGGUACGACCAAGUGACGAGGCGGCAAGCUCGCCGGUUGAAUUUGAGUACCUUCCGCUACCAACAGGUACUUGUACAAACGCACCAGGAAUUGUAAAGGAGAGCAAGAGGAGGAACACGAAAACUGUCCAACUUGUAAAACGAGCAAGAAUGGACAUCAAUGAACCGUUUCCUAUGGAACUUCUAGAUUUGAUCCCUGAUCAACUAGAAGUGGCUCAAAAUGUCAAAAGCAUUAACCAGAGAGAGUGUUCCUCAUCCUCUGGAAGUAUUCAAAGUGAUCAUCUAACUGGAGCAUAGCUUCAGCAGAUGUUGCGCUAGGUACUAUUGUAAAUAAUAGGCAGUUGUUUUAGUUGCACCUUUCAAAAC